AUUGUUGUUUUCGUUGUCAAACAUGUUCAAGGAUUUAAAGUUGAUUGACACACAACUAUCCUAUUUCAAGUGAUUAGAUCUUUUCUCCAAUUACAUGCUUCAACAUACUUUUGAAAUUGAAGAAGAUUCAAAUCCUAUCCUUUCAAUUGUGGGACACACAUACUACUCCCUCAUAAAUCAGAUAACUCUCCCUACAUUUCAUUAUCAUCAUUAUUAUCAAUACUAUCAAAAAUUAUUUUUUUUAAAAUUUUUUAUAAAAAAAGUCAAAAUCUCAUUCACAAGUCACAUUUUUCCACUUUACCCACCCUUUAAUAAAAAGUAAAACACACUCCCAAAUAAUCAAUCUUAACCACCUCAACCCAAAUCCAACGGCCCAAAAUUCUCCAAAAUAUUAAAAAUAAAAACCUAAUUUUUAUUUCUUUUUUCUCAAUUUAUUUAUUGAAAUCAAUUCUCCAAAAAAUAAAAAAAAUAAAAAAUUCCCUAAAAAAAUCUUCAUCUUCUUCUCUCUAAUGGAACCGAAUGAACAAAGCGGACUAACCUCUUACUACCACCCACAUCAACACCCUCACCCACAACAACCUUCCUCCACUCUCUCUCCUCCUCUGCCGUCUUCCGCCGGCGCCGGCGGCGGUAAUUCUCCGGUCACUAAUGGAAUGUCCGACGGCACUGCCGGCGCACUCUACCCUCAAACAGUAGCCGGAAAAGCGCCGACUACAUCGGAGCCUCAGCGAAGAAAAAGAGGACGGCCAAGAAAAUACGGAACCCCUGAAGCUGCUGCCGCCGCAAAAAGGGCUGCCGUUCCUUCUUCUAUUAAUAAGCGGAAAGAACAGCAGCAUCACCAUUUUAUUCAUGGGUCUUCUUCUCACUCCUCUUCUGCUUCUUCUAAGAAGUCUAACUUAGUUUCUGUUGGCGGUCAGGGGUUUACACCGCAUGUCAUCAAUGUACCUUCCGGAGAGGAUGUUGGCCAGAAAAUUAUGUUAUUUAUGCAACAAACAAGAAAGGAAUUAUGCAUCUUGUCAGCUUCUGGUUCUAUCUCUAAUGCAUCUCUUCGACAACCAGCAAUUUCUGGAGGCAGUAUUGCAUAUGAGGGACGUUUUGACAUUAUUUCGCUUACUGGAUCUUAUGUGCGCUCAGAUCUUGGAGGCAAGGCAGGGGGCCUUAGUGCAUGCCUUUCCACUACAAACGGACAAAUUGUAGGAGGUGGUGUUGGUGGUCCUCUAAUAGCUGCAGGGCCUGUGGAGGUUAUUGUAGCUACCUUUCAGAUGGACCCCAAGAAAGAUGUUAAUGCUGGAUUCAAAGGCGAUGUGUCUACCAGUACAAUGCCUUCACCAGUUUCAGCUUCAACUGCAGUUUAUAGACCAAUAGUUGAAUCUGCUGGAGGAUUUACAGUAGCCACUGGGGGUGAUGAUCAUCAGAAUAUGGAUGGAAGUCCGUUUAUGAUGCAAAGUCAAUGGAGAAGUGGAAUUAGCUAUGAUAUGGGAGGAAAUACCGGCCACAGCUCACAUGAUUCGCCUGAAAAUGGAGAUUAUGAGCAGAUGCCUGACUAGAUGUUCGCUUUAUUUGGUUGCCAGUCAUUUAAUAUAUUAAUCACAGGCCUUGCCAUGCUCAUGAGUUGCUUUGUUAGGUGAAGUUAGAUAUAUAUUUCCUAUUCAUAUGGACUACAAUUCGAUACAUGUACAGGUGACUAACAAUCUUUCACUCAUUUUACUCUCGAUUUCUGCUGCUCACGUUGCUGUAGCUUUGAUCUUAACAUUUUUAGCGAUUGUUAAGCCAUUCACAUUAUAUGCCUGUGCAUUUUCCACAUAUGUGAGAUGAUCCUUUAUUUUUAGAUUUC
Molecule: messenger RNA, 1834 nt
Organism: Chenopodium quinoa (quinoa)
Lineage: Eukaryota; Viridiplantae; Streptophyta; Magnoliopsida; Caryophyllales; Amaranthaceae
Product: AT-hook motif nuclear-localized protein 14-like
Exons: 6
Coding region: 510-1547 (345 amino acids)
Molecular function (GO): minor groove of adenine-thymine-rich DNA binding
Source: RefSeq, a predicted model, not a curated record